UGUAUUACGCGACGGCUCUUCUUCUUUAAAUGGCCACCCAAUGGGAAGUCUGAGGUUUAGUUGGGAAAACAGUAAUUAUCCAGGGAAACUGGGGGUAUUAUCGGUAGUUCUGAUAGUAACGAGACCUCCGAACCUAGUGUCGUGAUCCCCCCCCCAGGCGCGUGCCAUUUCUCCCCCUUUGUGCACAUUUCCUCAGUUUGGUCUCGUGGGAAAACUCUCCAGCGAAAUCUAUUCGUUUUCUCGAAUUCUUUCCGGCGGUUAAUCGGUAGCAGAUCGGAUAAGAAUCAGACAAGGAAGAAGAAGAUGUGGCGCUGCGUUUCUCGUGGCCUUCGUGUUGCUUCUUCUUCGAGGACAUCGCUCUUCGAUGGCCACUCUGGAUCUCGGUUUUCCAGAUUCUUCUCCACUGGUUCGACCGGUGGGAGAUCCUCUUACACGAUUGUGGAUCAUACAUAUGAUGCGGUCGUGGUCGGAGCUGGUGGUGCUGGACUUAGGGCGGCGAUUGGAUUGUCGGAGCAUGGGUUUAAUACCGCUUGCAUUACCAAGCUGUUUCCAACCCGUUCACACACCGUCGCUGCUCAGGGUGGUAUAAAUGCUGCGUUGGCAAAUAUGACAGAAGAUGACUGGCGGUGGCACAUGUACGACACUGUGAAAGGAAGUGACUGGCUAGGUGACCAAGAUGCCAUCCAGUAUAUGUGCAGAGAGGCACCAAAAGCAGUUAUUGAACUUGAGAAUUAUGGGCUGCCAUUCUCUAGAACUGAAGAUGGUAAAAUUUAUCAGCGUGCAUUUGGCGGUCAGAGUCUUGACUUUGGAAAAGGUGGUCAGGCUUAUCGUUGCGCAUGUGCUGCGGAUAGGACUGGGCAUGCUCUUUUGCAUACUCUCUAUGGCCAAGCUAUGAAGCAUAACACACAGUUCUUUGUUGAAUACUUUGCUUUGGAUUUACUUAUGAACAGUGAUGGCAGUUGCCAGGGUGUAAUCGCACUGAACAUGGAAGAUGGAACAUUGCAUCGGUUCCGAGCUGCACAAACAAUUUUGGCCACUGGGGGCUAUGGUAGAACAUACUUUUCUGCAACCUCGGCACACACAUGCACAGGAGACGGCAAUGCUAUGGUUGCACGUGCUGGACUUCCCCUCCAGGAUUUGGAGUUUGUUCAAUUCCAUCCAACGGGUAUAUAUGGAGCUGGAUGUCUCAUCACUGAAGGGUCUCGAGGUGAAGGUGGUAUCCUUAGAAAUAGUGAAGGUGAACGUUUUAUGGAACGAUAUGCUCCUACAGCUAAGGAUCUUGCAUCAAGAGAUGUUGUCUCUAGAUCUAUGACGAUGGAAAUUAGGGAAGGUCGAGGUGUAGGACCUCUGAAGGAUCACAUCUAUCUUCAUUUGAAUCAUCUUCCACCGGAGGUUCUAAAAGAAAGACUUCCCGGUAUCUCUGAGACAGCUGCCAUCUUUGCUGGUGUUGAUGUUACCAAGGAACCAAUUCCAGUCUUGCCGACAGUACACUACAACAUGGGUGGUAUCCCUACGAAUCACCAUGGUGAGGUAGUAACGGUUAAAGGCAAUGAUCCAGAUGCGGUGAUUCCUGGGCUAAUGGCUGCAGGGGAGGCAGCAUGUGCAUCUGUUCAUGGGGCUAACCGGCUAGGUGCAAAUUCACUGCUUGACAUUGUUGUCUUUGGCCGCGCGUGUGCUAAUAGGGUUGCAGAAAUAUGCAAGCCAGGUGGGAAACAGAGACCACUGGAGAAAGACGCGGGAGAGAAAACUAUUGAAUGGUUGGACAAAAUAAGGAACUCGAACGGCUCGCUUCCUACUUCGCAGAUCCGGCUGAACAUGCAAAGAGUAAUGCAGAACAAUGCUGCUGUCUUCCGUACCCAAGAGACACUGGAAGAAGGUUGUGACUUGAUCGACCGUGCCUGGGAUAGCUACGGUGAUGUAAAGGUCAAGGAUCGGAGUUUGAUAUGGAACUCUGAUUUGAUAGAGACAGUAGAGUUGGAAAACCUUCUGAUAAAUGCGUGCAUCACCAUGCAUUCCGCUGAAGCACGAAAAGAAAGCAGAGGAGCCCAUGCUCGCGAAGAUUUCACGAAAAGAGAUGAUGAGAACUGGAUGAAGCAUACAUUGGGAUACUGGGAAGAAGGGAAGGUGCGGCUGGAGUACAGGCCGGUUCACAUGAACACUCUUGACGACGAAGUCGAGACCUUCCCUCCCAAGGCUCGGGUCUACUGAUAUGAUGCUGCUCCUUGUCGCCAUCACUCCCUUCUCCAAUAAUAUUUCGUGAGGAACCAUACAAGUUUUCUUCUUCUUCUUCUUCUUUUUCCUAUUCGGGAAUAAUAAAAGGAAACACGGCCAUUGUGUUGUUUAUGUGACAUUUUGAUGGUAAUUGCCAUCACUUAUGCCUCUACUC
Messenger RNA from Tarenaya hassleriana, 2386 nucleotides. Its product is annotated as succinate dehydrogenase [ubiquinone] flavoprotein subunit 1, mitochondrial. The record is from RefSeq and is a predicted model, not a curated record. Gene Ontology annotation, molecular function: electron transfer activity; succinate dehydrogenase (quinone) activity; flavin adenine dinucleotide binding. The transcript has 15 exons. NCBI's taxonomy places the organism in Eukaryota, Viridiplantae, Streptophyta, Magnoliopsida, Brassicales, Cleomaceae. Gene Ontology annotation, biological process: tricarboxylic acid cycle; mitochondrial electron transport, succinate to ubiquinone. Bases 304 to 2208 code for a protein of 634 amino acids.